AUUUUGGCAGAGAUUGAAUUAUUUUACCUAUUACCACAUCAGAGACGUUGGCAUACAUGGUUUCCUGAAGUAAUACAUUAUUAUGCUGAUACUGAUAAGACUCGAAUAGAAAUUGAAAGAUUGAUUGAAGAGGGUGAAUGGGAUGCUAAGGAAUUCACUGAGAUGCGAGAAAAUUUAUUAAAAGAACUUCAAAUUAAACAUAAUCCUAUUGACAAUGAGGUAAUAUUGGAGAAAUUAAAAUCUAAUGAUGAAAAAUUGGAGAAAUUAAAAUCCAAUGAUGAAAUAUUGGAGAAAUUAAAAUCUAAUGAUGAAAUAUUGAAGAAAUUAAAAUCUAAUGAUGAAAAAUUAGAGAAUUUAGAAAAGAAAUUGGAAAAAUUAGGGAAAUUAUUAGAAGAAAUACAUGCAAAAUAA
Messenger RNA from Rhizophagus irregularis DAOM 181602=DAOM 197198, 411 nucleotides. RefSeq lists its product as uncharacterized. NCBI's taxonomy places the organism in Eukaryota, Fungi, Glomeromycota, Glomeromycetes, Glomerales, Glomeraceae. The record is from RefSeq and is a predicted model, not a curated record.